UGGACUCCGGGCAGAGGCCCAUCGGGCUGGACUCCGGGCAGAGGCACAUCGGGCUGGACUCUGGGCAGAGGCACAUCGGAUCACCAGGCGGAGCAGCAGGCAGCGAGCCCCCAGGCGGGGCGACAGGUAGUGGGCCCCCAGGCGGGGCGACAGGCACCGGGCCCCCAGGCGGGGCGACAGGCAUCGGGCCCCCAGGCAGAGCGGCGGGCGCCGGGCCCUCAGACGGGAGCGGCGGGUGCCGGACCCCCAGGCGGAGCGGCGGGCGCCGGACCCCCAGGCAGAGCGUCAGGUCUCGGGCCCCCAGGCGGAGCGGCGGGCGCCGGACCCCCAGGCGGAGCGACAGGCACCGAGUCACCAGGCACAACAGUGGGCUCCGAGUCAACUGGCAUGACCGCUGGCACUAGGUCAGACAUUGGAUCGUCUGGCUGGACAGCGGGCAUCGGGUCACCAGGC
Messenger RNA from Staurois parvus, 453 nucleotides. The record is from the annotation of a GenBank genome assembly. Lineage: Eukaryota; Metazoa; Chordata; Amphibia; Anura; Ranidae.